CCUGCCCCCGUGGGGCUGCUCCGGGCACAGUCCCUCCCGCCGCGAACCGCCCCGGGCGGCGGCUGCAGCUGCACCGGUCGCGGGACAGAUGCAAGUAGCCGGGGACAGGGGUGUCUUUGGUCCGUUGGAGAUGUCAGUCAGGGCCCCGGAGGAAAUUAGCAACGGCGAGCGAGUGCUGGGCGCGCGGCGCCUGGAGCCGCCCUUGGCUGUGGGCCGCCGCCGGGGCCUAACGCAGGCGGGAUGGCGCGCGCGGGCUCUGCACAGCCUUGGAGCCCAACCCUCUGCGGGCCAGGUUCCGACCCGUCAGUGGAUGCUAGCUCUGGGCGACAACGCCAGGCCUUUGGCUCUAGCUAGUGGGCGGGUAUCCUGAUGAGGCUGCGCAGCCAUCACUGUCCCCUCCCCCAUCCAGUUUGUGAGUACCUAGUUUCUAAGGCAGGUAGCCCCCAACCCUGAUCAGUUAUUUUUUUCCCCCCACGUGUUUUAUUAUAGCCAAAUGCAUUUUUCUUUUUUGGAGUCUUCCCCCAUCUUCUCACCGCCUCCCUAGCACUCGAUUGGAGAAAUCAAGCCGUUAUCAGUUGCUUAGGAGACGCACAGCGCUGUACCUGGAACCUGAUAGUAGUGUUGUGUUUUAUAAAUUAGCUCCCGUAUCCCUCUAAGGGAUUGAACCUGGCGUUCUAGCAAGUCCUUUAAAAGCUGCGGAGCUGUUGAUUGACAGGAUUAAAGUACAUCUUGGAAUCUGGGUUUUCAGAACUGAAAGGGACCUUAAGUAAAAUGGAGUUCAUCCCUCUCAUUUCACAGAAGACACCGGACCUAAAGAGCAUAGUGUUGCUUGAUCAAGAUGAUAAAGGUGCAGCCCUUUUUAGGGCUGCAGACACUUUUUGUGCCAGGAUGGCAGUGCUGGUUCAUCCUGCUUCGGACAGUGUAUCCCCCCCAGAAGUGAUUGCACUUUGCUUGCAGGACUUCUCAGGUUGAUUGGAAAGUUCGACCUGGCUAUUGCGAUGGCUCUAGAGAGUAGCGGAUAGGACAGUGUUUCUGGAGCCACAAUGGAUACUGCUAGCCAUAGCCUUGUCCUUCUGCAACAGCUGAACAUGCAGCGAGAAUUUGGUUUUCUGUGUGAUUGCACAGUUGCUAUUGGAGAUGUUUACUUCAAAGCCCACAGAGCAGUACUUGCUGCCUUUUCCAACUAUUUCAAGAUGAUAUUUAUUCAUCAAACAAGUGAAUGCAUAAAAAUACAACCAACUGACAUCCAGCCUGAUAUAUUCAGCUACUUGUUGCACAUUAUGUACACAGGAAAAGGGCCCAAACAGAUGGUGGACCACAGUCGUUUGGAGGAAGGGAUCCGAUUUCUCCAUGCUGACUACCUUUCCCACAUUGCAACUGAAGUGAAUCAAGUGUUCUCACCAGAGACUGUGCAGACCUCAAAUCUCUAUGGUAUUCAGAUUUCAACAACCCAGAAAACAGCUGUCAAACAAGGGCUGGAGAUGAAAGAAACCCCUCCCAGUAGCAGUGGGAACAGAGCUGCUGUUCAAGGUGACCACCCACAGCUGCAGCUCUCCCUUGCGAUUGGGCUGGACGAUGGGAGUGCAGAGCAGCAGAGGGCCCAUCCUGCUGCCCAGGCCUUGGAGGAGCACCAGAAGCCCCCGGUGUCCAUCAAACAGGAGAGAUGUGAUCCAGAGUCUGCGAUCUCCCAAGGCCUCUCCUCGUCUUCAUCAGAAGUGACUGGCCCCUCUUUUACAGAAAACAGUAUCAAAGUCCACUUAUGCCAUUACUGUGGGGAGCGUUUCGAAUCCCGUGGUAACCUGAGACAGCACCUCCAUACCCAUGUGUCUGGAUCUCUCCCGUUUGGUGUCCCUGCUUCCAUUUUGGAAAGUAAUGACCUUGGUGAAGUGCAUCCACUUAGUGACAGCAGCGAGGCUCUUGACUGCCGGAGGCUUAGCUCCUUCAUUGUCAAGGAGAAGGAGCAGCAGCAGCCACCGCCUGAGCACUCGAGCCGGGGUCCCGCGGAGCCUUUACAGAUCAGUCAAGUGUCUUUGAUCUCCAAAGAUACAGAGCCAGUAGAAUUAAACUGUAAUUUUUCUUUUUCAAGAAAAAGAAAAAUCAGUUGUACCAUCUGUGGUCAUAAAUUUCUUCGAAAGAGCCAGUUACUGGAACACAUGUAUGCACAUAAAGGUAAAUCUUACAGAUAUAACAGGUGCCAAAGGUUUGGGAAUUCACUGGCCCAGAGGUUUCAGCAGUGUUGUGACAGUUGGCCCGAUGGCCCCCUGAAAAGUUCUCGCUUGUCACAAGAACAUUUAGACUUGCCUUGUGCCUUAGAGUCGGAGCUCACACCAGGAAGUGUGGAUACCAUCCUUGUUGAGUAGCAGCUUCUCCUUUAGAAUUUUUAUACCAGUCUUGGAAAAGAUUCAUACGCCAUUUUAAAUUCAUAAAUUAUUUACUUCUUCAUGGUCUGUUGACUUAAAAUAAUCUGUCCCUGGUUUUGAGGUUUACAUACCAGUUCUUAUUAUAAGACAUGGUUAUUAAAUAUAACUUUCCAAUUACCCUAUGAACUUUUCUAUAAAUUAAAUGAUAAUUUGAAAAUCAGAAGUCAA
This is a messenger RNA of Microtus ochrogaster (prairie vole), 2588 nucleotides long. It is a transcript of the gene Zbtb25, whose product is annotated as zinc finger and BTB domain containing 25. Gene Ontology annotation, biological process: regulation of transcription by RNA polymerase II. Gene Ontology annotation, molecular function: protein binding; RNA polymerase II cis-regulatory region sequence-specific DNA binding; DNA-binding transcription factor activity, RNA polymerase II-specific. The record is from RefSeq and is a predicted model, not a curated record. NCBI's taxonomy places the organism in Eukaryota, Metazoa, Chordata, Mammalia, Rodentia, Cricetidae.